Molecule: messenger RNA, 2073 nt
Organism: Elgaria multicarinata webbii
Lineage: Eukaryota; Metazoa; Chordata; Lepidosauria; Squamata; Anguidae
Gene: SERINC2
Product: serine incorporator 2
Exons: 10
Coding region: 103-1473 (456 amino acids)
Cellular component (GO): membrane
Source: RefSeq, a predicted model, not a curated record
GUAGAGCCCAGAACGCGAGCGGAGCCGAAGCGGUCAACUUUCUGCUUUUCUCCUGCGCCCGGCGGAGUUUCGACCGGGGAGGCGGAGGUCUUUGUGCCCACCAUGGGAGCGUGCCUGGGGGUCUGCUCUUUGCUGAGCUGCGUGUCCUGUCUUUGUGGCUCAGCUCCUUGCCUCUUGUGUGGCUGCUGCCCCUCCACAAAGAGCUCUACCAUCUCACGCCUGGCGUUCACCUUGUUCCUGUUCCUGGGCACGUUGGUAUCGGUCAUCAUGAUCAUCCCUGGAGUAGAGGCAGAACUUCACAAGCUUCCUGGGUUCUGCGAAGAAGGCAACAGUAUUCUAGGUGCCCAAGGCAAAGUCAACUGCAAGUCCUUCCUCGGGCACAAAUCGGUAUACCGCAUGUGCUUUGCAACUGCUGCUUUCUACUUCCUGUUUGCCUUAAUGAUGAUCUGUGUAAGGAGCAGCAAAGACCCGAGAGCUUCGAUACAGAAUGGGUUUUGGUUCUUCAAGUUCCUAAUACUGAUUGGAAUAACAGUGGGGGCCUUCUAUAUUCCUGAUGGAUCAUUCACAUCUGUUUGGUUCUACUUUGGUGUGGUGGGCUCUUUCCUCUUCAUCCUCAUCCAGCUCAUCCUGUUGAUUGACUUCGCGCAUUCCUGGAGUCAGAUUUGGCUGCACAACGCAGAUGAAGGCAACAGCAAGUCCUGGUAUGCAGCCCUCUUCUUCUUCACCUUCCUCUUCUACGCGGUCUCCAUCGCUGCUGUGGUGCUGCUUUACGUGUAUUACACCAAACCGGAUGGCUGUGCAGAGAACAAGGCGCUCAUCAGCGUUAACCUCAUCCUCUGCGUGGUUGUGUCUGUGGUGUCCAUCCUGCCCAAGGUCCAGGACGCUCAGCCUCACUCCGGCCUGCUGCAGGCCUCCAUCAUUACGCUCUACACCAUGUUUGUCACCUGGUCAGCCUUGGCAAACGUACCAAACAAGUACUGCAACCCAACUCUGCUGGUCCUGAAGGAGGACAACAGCACCACUGUGGACAACAACACCAUCCCACCACAGCCGACUCAGUGGUGGGAUGCCCCAAGCAUUGUCGGAUUAGUCAUCUUCGUCCUGUGUACGCUCUUCAUAAGCAUCCGGUCCUCUGACCAUGCCCAAGUAAACAAGAUGAUGCUGACAGAGGAGAGCCCAGCAAUGCUUGGGGGUGGUAACUCUAGCCCUGAAGAUGGGGCGCACCGGGCUUACGACAAUGAAGAGGAUGGUGUGACUUACAACUACACCUUCUUCCAUAUCUGCCUCUUUCUGGCCUCCCUCUACAUCAUGAUGACUCUCACCAACUGGUACAGACCUGACCAACAACAUCAGAACUUCACCAGCCCUUGGACCGCGGUUUGGGUGAAGAUCUCUUCCAGUUGGGUUGGGCUUCUCCUUUACUCAUGGACUCUGGUUGCUCCCCUUGUGCUUCCGGACCGCGAUUUCAGCUGAAAGAUCCAGGCAGCACCGCGCCACUCAGAACGUGCAAGCAAAAAAAGAAAAAGAAAAAAGAAGAAGGAUUUGUUGCCAUGGAAGAAUAGAUAAAAGGAAUCUUGUUCCUUAAACUUGGGAUGUGAGCGCUGGUCCCUGUGGAUCCCAAAGCUGUCAACUAUUGGAUUUCUUUUUUCUUUUGCCUUUUUUGCUCUUUUGCAUUCAGAUAGCUCUUCCACACUUGUGCCUUUCUCUGUUCUUUUUUAUUAUUUCUAAGGAAAGUGUUAAAAUGAAGUGGUCCAAUUCUGUGUGGGAUUCUUGAUGCAUAGGACAAAAUGAUUGAUGGGUGGUAGGGGACACACAGGUUUGCUUACCAGUGCUAAUGACCUCUAAGCCAAUUGUGAAAUAUCUGAGCAGCCUAAAAGACUGCUAACUGUCAUUUUUCUAAAGAAUGCUCAGCAUAAGAAUGUUUUUUUUAAAAAAAAAUAUAGCUGUUUAAAAACUUUUUACAGUUUGCCUUGUUACAAGAAGCCUUUUAGAUUAAUCUCAGAUCAUUUUGAUAUGGAACUCGAUGUAACUGGGGGAAAUUAAAUAAAUGGACAGAUUCUGAGUGUAAGGAAA